GUGCGGAUGUUCCUUCCAUGCUGCGACAGAAAACAUGGCUGCGCUCUUGAGAUCAGCUCGGUUACUCAAGUUUUCGCCUUCGGGCUUACUUCAGAUCACAGGGACCAAAAGGACCGGACCACCGCUGGGCCGGCUGUACAGCGGAGCUGUGAGCGGCAGAAGAGCCGGAGUUUGCUCCCGACAGAUCAGCCCUGUUUGUGAAAACGCGUCCAGCCGUUUGUGGCCGUAUGCAGCGGGGUGUGUGCGUAACUAUGCCGUGGUCACCGAGCAGAAAGACGAGGGCGGCAUCGCGGUGCGGUCCAAGCAGGCGCAGCAGUUCGACUGGGCUCUGUCCAAGCUGGACAACUCCGUAAGGAGGACCGGUCGCAUCACUAAGACACUGCUGCUCCGUGUCUUCCAUGAUGUCAGCAGGACAGGUUAUCCCAGUGGUAACCAGGCCUUGUUGCUUCUGCGUAGCUGUGGGUCGCUGCUGCCUGAGGUGCCGUUGGAAGAACGCACUGAGCUGGCUCACCGCGUGUGGGAGAAGCUGCAGGAACUUGGUGCACAGUACGAUGCGAGCCACUACAACGCCUUGCUGAAGGUUUACCUGCAGAACGAGUUCCAGUUCUCCCCCACCGACUUCCUGGCCAAGAUGGAAGCAGCUAACGUGCAGCCAAACAGAGUUACCUACCAGAGGCUCAUUGCAGCUUACUGCCAGACUGGAGAUAUUGAAGGAGCCAGCACCAUACUGGGUUUCAUGAAGAACAAAGAUCUACCCAUCACCGAGGCUGUGUUCAGCUCCCUGGUGACAGGCCAUGCCCGUGCAGGCGACAUCGAGAACGCUAAGAACAUCCUGACUGUGAUGAGGGGAGCAGGAAUCGAGCCGACUCCUGAUACUUAUGUAUCGCUGCUGACUGCGUAUGCCGAGAAAGGAGACAUGGAAAAUCUGAAAGCGACUCUGGAGGCGGGAGAAAGUGCAGACUGCAGUCUGAUGGACAGAGACAUCAUGCCGGUCAUCUUUGCUCUGGCCAAAGCCGGACACCAGCAGCACAUCCCAGAGAUGAUCGAACGUCUGAGGCAUGAGAGGGGUUUCGUUCCAGAUGCCAUGAACUUGUGUCUGAGCCUCAUCACUCAUGGUCAGGAGGACACAGCUUUCCUCCUCUUGAAGACUUUCCCCACCCUGCAGUUGGACAACUUCACGGAUUUCAACCUGGGAAACUUCUUCCUCAGACACUGCAUCAACAUGGACACGUCACUGGAGAAGAUCAUCCGUUACUGCAAAGAGCUUCAGGAGUCCAAUCUGCACUCAACUCCACUCAGCUUCACUCUCUGCUGUGCCCUGGAGGCCAAGAAGACGGGUACUGCUUUAGAGCUGAUGAAGCUCUUAAAGGAGCAGGGCUUGCCUGUGAGGCCUCACUACUUCUGGCCGCUCCUCGUUCAACACGGGAAAGAAGGCAGCACGGCUGGUGUGGUGGAGGUGAUGAAGAGCAUGCAGGAGCUCGGUGUUUCCCCUGAUGUCGAGACUUUAUCCAACUACGUCCUCCCCGUCUUCCCCAGCAGGGAGGCGGCCCGACAGGCUCUCAAGGACGGGGGCAUCUCCUUGGAUUCUGAGGGCUUUUUGGUCUCAGAGCUUCGCAUUUUGGCUUCAAGCAACCUGACCAAAGUCUACACCCUCCUCUCAGAUCCAUCCUUCCCUUCACUGGACUUCAAUGUUUUCCGCGCCAGCCUCAUCACAGGUUUCAGAAAGUCCACAGAUGUGGAGACCAUGGUGAAGAUUACCAAACUCUUGUACAAAGAAGAGCGCUUAUCCAGAAAAGGCAACGAUCCUGCUGACACUGCAGGCUUCUUCUUGUACCAUCUGAUGGACAGUAUGGCAGAGGAGCAGGUGCAGGCGCAGGAGGACAAGCUGCGGAGUUUCUUCAAUCAGCUACACGCUCAGAAUAUCACCAUUUCAAUGAACCUGUUCAGAGGCAUUAGGAACAUCCUGAUGUCGUACCACAUCCCUGAGCUCAUCAAGGAUGUGAUCGUUUUGGUGAACCCCAAAGAGAGUGUGUCCACUGACCUGACGCCAGCUGCUCCUCGUGUCACUGGCAUCGGGGAUAAAGUGUUGGCACUUGAGACUAAACUAGCUGAACUGAAAGCGGAAAACAAACCAUUAAACAUUGUUCUCAAACAAGUCAUCCAGACUCUGAGCGCUGAGGAGAACCUGCAGCGCGCCCUUGAGCUGAAGCAGCAGCACGAACAGGACAUGACAGUCGGCGCCUACGCCACCCUCAUCAACCUGUGCUGUCGCCACAACAACGUGGACGAGGCGCUCAACCUGAAGAGGGAAUUGAGUCGUAUGGACUCAUCCAUCGCACUGGAUGCCAGUAAAUACAUUGCACUGGUCAAGGCUCUUGCCGUAAAUGACAGAGUGGAGGAGGCUGUGGACAUCCUGAAGGAGAUGAAAGAGAAGGAUGUGGUGAUGAACGACACUAACAUCACCAUGCUUUUCCACGUGCUCAACGCCGUCGUGGCCAAGGGCAGCAUCGGCAGCGUCCGACGGCUGCAGGACACCAUCUUCGCACUCGGUCUGGCCAAACCCACCGCCAACCUCUGCUCACCUGUGGUUACUGCGUACUUGGAAAGCAACGACAUACCAGGAGCUCUCGAAGCGGCGCUGGAGUGCCAGAAGCGCUACAAGCACCUGCCUCGCAUCCACGACGUCAUUGUUGCUCUGGUGGAGAGAGGCGACACCGAUUUACUGCAGAAAGCCAUGGACUUUGUGAGUCAGGAGCGAGGAGAGAUGAUUAUGCUGUACGAUCUGUUCUUUGCAUUCCUGCAGACAGGCCGCUACCGUGAGGCUCGUAAGAUCAUUGAGACACCUGGACUGAGGGCAAAGCCUGGACGCCUGCAGUGGUUUGCAGAGAAAUGCAUUGUUAAUAACCAGAUGGAGGUCUUGGAGCAGAUGGUCGACAUGACGUCGAAGCUGUUUGAGUGCGACAGAGACGACAUGUACAGCUACAUCCUGCGGCUCUGCAAGGACACAAACAACUGGGAGAAGGCAGAAGCCAUGUGGACGAAGAUGCAGGAGGAGAACGUGAUUCCCAGGGAGAGGACUCUUCAUUUACUGGCAGACAUCCUGAAGAGUAACGACCAGGAGGUGCCCUUUGAGGUGCCUGAGACCUGGUACGAACAGGAUGACACCACACAGCAGGUCAAGCCAGCAACGGGAGCACCAGCUCCCUCCACACCCAGAAAUGCUAACGACUACCAGGUCCGUCUGAUGGUCCUCUGUAAGAAAGGCAAGGUCAAAGAAGCUUAUGGGAUGCUGAAGGAAGCUGACAAAAAGGGUGUGGCGCUAAGCCCCGCCCCUUACGAUAUCAUCAUCCGCGCUCUGUUGGCCGAAGGUUCCAGUGAGGAUGCCAUGGCAGUCAAGGACAUUGCCGAGUCUCGUGUGCCAGGCUUCACGCUGACUGAUGUUGCCAACAGCAUGUUCAUCAUCACAUACAGCAAGAAAGACCAGGUCAAAGAUGCUCUUGAGAAACUGAACUCGAUGCUUCAGUCGGACCACGUGCCCUCCCAUCUUGCCGUCACCAGACUGGUUCAGGCCCUGGGUAACCAUGGCGAUGUGGCAGGAAUCCAGCGAGUGGAAUCACAAAUUCAGAGCCUUGGUACACGAAUCUACCUGUCCAGCAUGGUGUUUGUCAACAACACAGCCUUGGCACACAUCAAAAAUGGCGAUGUGGAAUCGGCAGUAGAGUUGCUCGAGGGCGUCUACACCAGUCCAGACAGCACGAGCCCCAGUAUGUCCUUCGUCUUCAGAAAGGUCUUGGAAGGUGGCAACGACCAUGCCUUAGACAAGCUGAGUGCUAUGGCAGAGCGACUAGCCAACCACUUUGCCUGCUACAGACCAGCUUCAGACCUCUUCCUCCAGCUGCUGGACAUGGACAAGGUCGAGGACGCCAAAUUCAUGCUGGCUCGCUGCAACGCCUUGGCUGAACAAAAGGAAGUGUUGCUGUCCUUUGUGGCUCAAAAGGCUCAGGUUCCUGGGCAGUUGAGCAAGAUCAAGAACCUGGUGGGCCUGAUUCCAGACGUCAUUGAGAAGGAGAUUCUGUACUCGUACCUGAUGAAAUGUCACGUUCUGGAUAAGGACUUAACGUCAGCCAAGGCUUUGCAUGAGCAGAUGCAGAAGGAGGGGGUAGUUGUAGACGAGCUGUCACUCAAACGGCUGGCCGGGCUUUACCGUAAUGCAGGAGAGACGGCGCCCUUCCCCGAGCCCCCCGAGACCUUUAAGUUUUAUGCGGACAAGCUGAGAGAGAAAGCAGCCAAAGCCCAGACGACAGCAGAGGAAUAAGGAUUCAUCAACCCCUCCUCAUACCUCAUCGCAAAUCCCACUGUUUUCUUCCUUUUACCGUUUUCUUUUUUUACAUGAUUUGUUUAAGUUGAAAUGUUGAAUAUUGUCUUGUAACUGUUGGAUGCUAAGACUCUGUCCAUGAUAAUGUUGAAGAUGUGAGAAUGUACAGAAGUAUUUAUGCUAAUAAAGGAUGGUAGGAAUUCA
Messenger RNA from Acanthochromis polyacanthus (spiny chromis), 4519 nucleotides. RefSeq names its product leucine-rich pentatricopeptide repeat containing (gene lrpprc). The transcript has 38 exons. NCBI's taxonomy places the organism in Eukaryota, Metazoa, Chordata, Actinopteri, Pomacentridae. Bases 35 to 4315 code for a protein of 1426 amino acids. The record is from RefSeq and is a predicted model, not a curated record. Gene Ontology annotation, molecular function: protein binding.